Aureobasidium melanogenum CBS 110374 is the source of this 1755-nucleotide messenger RNA. Its product is annotated as carboxypeptidase S. Gene Ontology annotation, molecular function: metallocarboxypeptidase activity. The transcript is spliced from 3 exons. The record is from RefSeq and is a predicted model, not a curated record. Lineage: Eukaryota; Fungi; Ascomycota; Dothideomycetes; Dothideales; Saccotheciaceae. Gene Ontology annotation, cellular component: fungal-type vacuole lumen. The coding region runs from base 1 to 1755 and encodes 584 amino acids.
AUGGAUGAGAAGCAGCAACUCAUCGGGUCGCUCCCGGUCGUAAACGAUAUCUCCGAACAGCGUGCACAAGCAAAGAAGAACUCUCGUUGGGGAACCAUCAAGCUCGUUACAGCAUGUGCAGCUCUGGUUGCUUUGCUCCAUUGGGCUUUUGUCCUUCCUCAAUUGCCGCUAAAGCAUCAUGGAAAGCAUGGCAAGCACCACCACCAGAAAUCGCAAUGCACUCAGGUUGAACCUCUUGUGCCUAGUCAGCAAAGCGAUGAAUUGGUCAACAUGGAUGCCUACCUCAAGUCUCCUGCUUUCCAGAACGCCUCGAUUCAGCGUCUUUCAGGCGCCGUCCAAAUCGACACACAGUCGUUUGAUGAUCUGGGCAAGGUCGGCGAGGACAAGAGGUGGGAGGUUUUCUUCCCCUUCCAUGAGUUCUUGGAGAAGACUUUCCCUUUGGUUUACGAGCAUCUCAAGGUUGAGAAGGUCAACACCCACGGCCUUGUCUACACUUGGCAGGGUUCGGAUGCUAGCCUGAAGCCUACGCUGCUUAUGGCUCACCAGGAUACCGUUCCUGUACCUGACGCAACUCUUGAUGCUUGGACUCACCCUCCAUGGUCUGGUUUCUUUGACGGCAAGAAUAUCUGGGGUCGUGGCUCAUCCGACUGUAAGAACCAACUUAUCGCUAUCCUCGAGUCUGUUGAAUUGCUGCUCGAUGCUGGCUUCACUCCUGCUAGAACCGUUCUUCUUUCUUUUGGCUUCGACGAGGAGAUUAGCGGUGGCCAAGGUGCAGGCACUCUCGCUCCCUUCAUUCUCGAACGCUAUGGUCCCGACUCACUUGCUGUCAUCGUCGAUGAGGGUGCUGGUAUUGACGACGUUUGGGGCGUUACCAUGGCCACUCCUGGCGUCGCUGAGAAGGGCUACACGGAUGUCGUUAUCACUAUCCGCAUGCCUGGCGGUCACUCUUCUAUUCCUCCAGACCACACUGCCAUUGGUGUCAUGAGUGAGCUCAUCACUCUGAUUGAGGCAGACAAAUACCCCCUCCGUCUUGAUGGCAAGAACCCUUACCUUGGCCAGCUCUACUGUGGAGCUGAGCAUGGCAAAGAUUUCCCUAAGAAGCUCGGCAAGCUACUUGACAAGGCUCAAGGACAAUGCAAGGCAAAGCCUGACCAUCUCGCAUUUGAGGCUGCCAAAGCAGGUCCUGCCAUUCAAUACCUCAUGCAGACCUCUAUCGCUGUUGAUGUGAUUGGUGGAGGUGUCAAAGUAAAUGCUCUUCCUGAACGUGUUCAGGCCAUUGUUAACCACAGAAUUAACGUUGGAGAGCACCCCGCCGAUGCUCACAACAAGAUUGCCGGUCUUGCCAAGGGCGUUGCAAAGAAGUACGGCCUUUCUCUGCACGCUUUCGACAACACUACUGAGACUCCUUCUUCCAUUUCGCUUACUGCUUUCGAGCGUGUUCUUGAGCCUGCUCCUGUCACACCCACCUCGGUCGAUGGCGAGACUGCCUACAGCGUUCUGUCUGGUUCGAUUCGUGCUCUGUACGGCAGCGAAGUCAUUGUCGCCCCUGGUAUUAUGACUGGGAAUACCGAUACCAAAUACUACUGGAAGCUUUCUCGCAACAUUUUCCGUUUCGCUCCUGGAUACGACGGUGAGUCGAGUGGUCUGGGCAACAUUCACACUGUUGAUGAGAGAGUUUCUAUCAAGAACCACGUCAACACUGUCAAGUGGUUCUCCCUGUUCAUUCGCAACAUGGAUGAGGCCAAGCUUGAAUAA